This is a messenger RNA of Neoarius graeffei (lesser salmon catfish), 1252 nucleotides long. RefSeq lists its product as uncharacterized. Bases 1 to 1140 code for a protein of 379 amino acids. The transcript has 18 exons. The record is from RefSeq and is a predicted model, not a curated record. NCBI's taxonomy places the organism in Eukaryota, Metazoa, Chordata, Actinopteri, Siluriformes, Ariidae.
AUGGGUCACUUGCUGGCUGCAAGAUCAAAUCAAAUCCUGGCCAUCGAUUUCACUCUGCUGGAACCCUCAAGGGAUGAAGCAGCAGAAGCAGCAAUGUUCUCCCGUUGGUUUUCUCUCCUUCUGGUUCUGCUGGCUCUUCAGUCCCACACAAAAGGCGACAGUGAGCUGACUCGCUUCUGUUUAAACAGGGAAACACAUGGAAAAAUGCACAGUGACCAGAAAUUGCAAGCCACAAGUUCUCCACCUCAACAGGAUUUCACAGAGAAACAACCACCCAAGGAAAUUCCAGCCACAAGUUCUACACCUCAAACGGAUUUCACAGAGAAACAACCACCCAAGGAAAUUCCAGCCACAAGUUCUACACCUCGACCGGAUUUCACAGAGAAACAACCACCCAAGGAAAUUCCAGGUAACCCAAUCAGCCUAAUAUUGGCCCAAGAGCAUGGGCCACAAGUUCUACACCUCAAACGGAUUUCACAGAGAAACAACCACCCAAGGAAAUUCCAGCCACAAGUUCUACACCUCAAACGGAUUUCACAGAGAAACAACCACCCAAGGAAAUUCCAGCCACAAGUUCUACACCUCGACCGGAUUUCACAGAGAAACAACCACCCAAGGAAAUUCCAGCAAGAAGUUCUCCACCUAAAAAGGAUGUCACAGAGAAACAACCACCCAAGGAAAUUCCAGCCACAAGUUCUACACCUCGACCGGAUUUCACAGAGAAACAACCACCCAAGGAAAUUCCAGCAAGAAGUUCUCCACCUAAAAAGGAUGUCAGAGAGAAACAACCACCCAAGGAAAUUCCAGCCACAAGUUCUACACCUCGACCGGAUUUCACAGAGAAACAACCACCCAAGGAAAUUCCAGCCACAAGUUCUACACCUCGACCGGAUUUCACAGAGAAACAACCACCCAAGGAAAUUCCAGCAAGAAGUUCUCCACCUAAAAAGGAUGUCAGAGAGAAACAACCACCCAAGGAAAUUCCAGUCACACCUUCUGCACCUAAACCGGAUUUCGGAGUGGAAGUUCCAGAGAAAGCUUAUAGAUGUGAAUUGUGAGACCACCUUCGCAGUUGAAGUGGCUGGUUGUCCUGUUAAAGAUGUGCCAACACAGCCCUGGCCUAUUGGAAGGAGUGACUGAUAUCAUAUAAUUAAAGAGCAACUUAAACUCAGCUGAGUUGUUAAAUUCUGUCUUCAUUAAUUAAUAGUGUGCGCCUUUUAUGUUUGUUAUUUUGUGUAUUGUAAUUGUAUCC